AGUAGGUGGAGGACCAAAGAGGGAGGAACCAGAGCCGAGGGGCGGUGGAGAAGGGCGGGUAGGAGCGCUCUUCCUGGUUGGGCCCUGCCCUGAGCCGCCACCAAGGAAGCCAGCAGCAGGCACUGCAGCAAUCUCCCAAACUCCCCUCCCCCAGGAUGGCAGAGGAGUUCAUCACACCUGUGUACUGCACUGGGGUAUCAGCCCAAGUGCAAAAGCAACGGGCCAAGGAUCUGGGCUUGGGCCGCCAUGAAAACGCCAUCAAGUACCUGGGCCAGGAUUAUGAAAAGCUUCGGGCAAAAUGCCUGCAGAAUGGGGUCCUCUUCCAAGAUGAGGCCUUCCCUCCGGUGACUCACAGCCUGGGCUACAAAGAACUGGGUCCCAAUUCCUCUAAAACUUACGGCAUCAAAUGGAAGCGUCCUACGGAGCUGCUGUCAAACCCCCAGUUCAUCGUGGAUGGAGCCACCCGAACAGACGUCUGCCAGGGAUCACUGGGGGACUGUUGGCUCCUGGCUGCCAUUGCCUCCCUCACUCUCAACAAGCCUCUUCUGCACCGAGUGGUUCCCCACGGCCAGAGCUUCCAGGAUGGAUACGCUGGCAUCUUUCAUUUCCAGCUGUGGCAGUUUGGGGAGUGGGUAGACGUGGUCGUGGAUGACUUGCUGCCCACCAAGAAUGGGGAGCUGGUGUUCGUGCAUUCGGCCCAAGGCAACGAGUUCUGGAGUGCCCUGCUUGAGAAGGCCUAUGCCAAGGUGAACAGCAGCUACGAAGCCCUUUCAGGAGGCACCACCUCAGAGGCCUUUGAGGACUUUACUGGUGGCGUCACCGAGUGGUACGAUCUGAACAAAGCACCCAGAGACCUCUACCAGAUUAUUCUGAAGGCGCUGGAACGAGGCUCCUUGCUGGGCUGCUCCAUUGAUAUCUCCAAUAUCAUGGAUAUGGAGGCAACUACCCUUAAGAACCUGGUGAAGGGCCAUGCAUACUCUGUGACAGGUGCCAAGCAGGUGAAUUUCCAGGGCCAGCAGGUGAGCCUAAUCCGAAUGAGGAACCCCUGGGGUACAGUGGAAUGGAAAGGAGCCUGGAGUGAUAGCUCCUCAGAGUGGAACAGAGUGGACCCCUAUGACCGGGAACAGCUGAGGGUCAAAAUGGAUGAUGGGGAGUUCUGGAUGUCAUUCCACGACUUCUUACGAGAGUUUACCAAACUGGAGAUCUGCAACCUCACACCUGAUGCCCUUAAGAGCAGGACCAUCCGGAACUGGAACACGACUCUCUAUGAGGGCACCUGGCGCCGGGGAAGCACAGCUGGUGGCUGCAGGAACUACCCAGCUACCUUCUGGGUGAACCCUCAGUUCAAGAUCCGGUUGGAGGAGGUGGACGAUGAAGAUGACUAUAGCAGUCGGGAGUCGGGCUGCAGCUUCUUGUUGGCCCUUAUGCAGAAGCACCGGCGCCGGGAGCGUCGCUUCGGCCGAGACAUGGAGACCAUUGGUUUCGCGGUGUAUGAGGUCCCACGGGAGCUGGUGGGUCAGCCUGUGCACUUGAAGCGUGACUUCUUCCUGGCCAAUUCUUCUCGGGCACGUACAGAGUCCUUCAUCAACCUUCGAGAAGUCAGCAACCGCAUCCGCCUGCCACCAGGGGAGUAUAUCGUAGUGCCCUCCACCUUCGAGCCCAACAGGGAGGCUGACUUUGUGCUGCGUUUCUUCUCAGAGAAGGGUGCUGCGACCCAGGAGCUAGAUGACCAGAUCCAGGCCAACCUCCCUGAUGAGGAAGUGCUCUCUGAAGGAGAGAUCGAUGACACUUUCAAAACCUUGUUCAGUAAGCUGGCAGGGGAGGACAUGGAGAUCAGCGUCAAGGAGUUGCAGGUCAUCUUGAACAGGAUCAUUAGCAAACACAAAGACCUGCGGACCAAUGGCUUCAGCCUGGAGUCGUGCCGCAGCAUGGUGAACCUCAUGGAUCGUGAUGGUAAUGGGAAGCUGGGCCUGGUGGAAUUCAACAUCCUGUGGAACCGAAUCAGAAAUUACCUGACCAUUUUCCGCAAGUUUGACCUGGACAAGUCUGGCAGCAUGAGUGCCUACGAGAUGAGGAUGGCCAUUGAGGCUGCAGGCUUCAAGCUUAACAAGAAAUUGCACGAGCUCAUCAUCACCCGCUACUCAGAACCUGACCUGUCUGUGGAUUUCGACAACUUUGUGUGUUGCCUCGUGCGACUGGAGACCAUGUUCUGGUUUUUCAAAGCUCUGGACACAGACCUGGAUGGUGUUGUUACCUUUGAUCUGUUUAAGUGGUUACAGCUGACUAUGUUUGCAUGAAGUGGGGAUUCAACUCCCAUUGCCGUGUUCUUCCUUUCUUCUUCCACCAAGCCGUGCCUUCCUGCCAUGCCACCCCAGACCACGUCAGCAGCAAGUGCCUUCCUUGGACCAGGAAGCCACCCUUAUCCUCCUGUGCUUUCUCCUUCCCACUACCUCUAAGCAGCUGCUCUGGGCAGAGUCAUGGGGCCUCCCUGCCUCUGUGGCAAAGGCUCUGGACCCUGCUCAUGGCUAAGCCAGGAAGGCAGCUUGCUGCUUCUUCCUUCCUCUGGGCAGGAGCAGGCACCCCUGCCCCAACCCCUGCUAGUGUGUGGAUGUGUGUCCUCCCUAAUCUGUGGAGGCUGUGGCCCCUGCCAUCCCCAGACCUGCAGACUGUAUAACCACUAGCUAGCUCACACUGUCUGCAUCUGGGUACUGAAAGCCUCUGCCCAUAGCCAGGAUCAACUGUGCCUUCCUGUGCAGCAGCCAAGAUCCCUUUUGCAAACCACUACUCUCCUGCCCUGUGACCCCAUCAGGAACUUCCUGGCCUGGAGAGUGCUCAGGCCCUCUCCCUCCCUCCCUCCCCUCCUCCUUUUUUUUUUUUAUAAUGGUCAUUUUCAAGGGAAGGCUUGGGGGUCUAGUGCACUGGUUAUGGAGACCAGGCACUGGGGGUGGGCUAGGGAGGUCCUGUGUUUCAGUGCAGUGAAAAAAAUAAAAGAAAAAGCAGCCCA
Molecule: messenger RNA, 3004 nt
Organism: Cricetulus griseus (Chinese hamster)
Lineage: Eukaryota; Metazoa; Chordata; Mammalia; Rodentia; Cricetidae
Source: RefSeq, a predicted model, not a curated record